CUCGCCACUAUCCGUUUUCCGAUUCCACUACCAAGUUUUCUAAACACACCCUCAACCCCACCUUUACAAGGAAAGAUGUCCCGCACCAAAGAGACCGCCCGUGCCAAGCGCAGCAUCACCUCGAAGAAGAGCAAGAAGGCGCCCAAGGUGACCUCGGGAGUCAAACACGCGCAGCGCCGCUGGCGCCCGGGCACUGUCGCCCUGCGCGAGAUUAAGUCCUACCAGAAGAGCACUGACCUGCUCAUUCAGCGUGCCCCUUUCCAGCGUCUGGUGCGCGAGGUGUCAAGCACGCAGAAGGAAGGAAUGCGCUUUCAGAGCAGCGCUAUCCUCGCGAUCCAGGAGGCAACGGAGGCCUACAUUGUCUCGCUGCUGGCUGACACGAACCUUUCGUGUAUUCACGCCAAGCGCGUGACAAUCCAGCCGAAGGACGUGCAGCUUGCUCUGCGGCUACGUGGGGAGCGCCACUAAACCUCAGUGAGGAAUUUUUAAGAAAGCGAAUGGCAACCCCCAAAGGUUGCCUAGGGUUUCUUCAUAGAUGCUUUUUUUUCUUGUUUAAUUUUAUCUAUUACUAUCAGUUUAUAUAUAUAUAAUUUUUUUAAUCAGAAAAUUCGAUCAAUGAUUCAGUUAGGAAGAAAAGGAGAAUAAAUUGGAUAACCUUA
Molecule: messenger RNA, 659 nt
Organism: Phytomonas sp. Hart1
Lineage: Eukaryota; Euglenozoa; Kinetoplastea; Trypanosomatida; Trypanosomatidae
Source: the annotation of a GenBank genome assembly